AUGCGUUGCCAAGAGGUAAGAUCUUGGACAUUUAAGGGUUUAGUGGCUGCAUUUGUUGAUCUUUCGAUAGCUUUCUCGCUGCUUUGCGCCUCGUCUUUGGUUUAUUUAUCCUCGAAAUUCCUCGGUUUAUUUGGACUGAACCUACCAUGCCCUUGUGAUGGACUAUUCAGUGACCCUCAUAAGAAUAAGUGUUUUCAAGAAACUUUAGGUAAUCUUCCUGUGAAAAAGAUCUCUUCUGUUCAAAGAUCUGUGAAAAAUAGAACACCUUUCGAUUCAAUUCUAUGUAAAGAUGGAAAUGUUGUUGUUGGGAAGAAGAGAAAAGGAGAGCGUAGACACGUUGAGUUGGAACGAGAAGUAUCUAGUACUCCUUCUGUUGAGGAGGCUGAGAAUGCUUCAGGAUUCGAUCUCCUAACUUCGCAAAGUUUGAAAAAAGGAAGUUUUAAAAUUAAGAGUAAGCGGCUCAGCUUUCAUAGGUCGCCGUAUGGUCUCAGGAACCAUUGCCAAUGUAGGUUAGACCAUAAGAUCUUUCCACAAUCACCUUCGAGCGUCAUGGAAUAUCUGAAUGAUGUUGAGGAAAAUGAUCCUCUUCUUAUGUAUUCCAAAGAAGGAAGAAAUACCUUGGAGGACGUGUCCUUGCGAAAAAGUGUUUCACUAAGUUCUAUCGGGUGUGAAGCUGGUGCGCAGAACAAACAACCGGAAAAGACAUUUUCAUGGGCUGGUGAGGGUACAUGCAGUUCCCCUGUGGAUCUAACUUAUAGUGGUAUAACACAAAAACCGACUGAGAUUCUGGAACAAGAACGAGCUUCCCGUGCUGCGUUAGCUCUUGAACUCGAGAAAGAGAGAAAUGCUGCUGCAACUGCUGCAGAUGAGGCUAUGGCUAUGAUAUUGAGGUUACAAGAGGAGAAAUCGUCGAUAGAGAUGGAAGCUAGGCAAUAUCAGCGGAUGAUAGAAGAAAAGUCUGUUUUUGAUGCGGAAGAGAUGAGCAUUCUCAAAGAAAUUUUGCUGAGAAGAGAGAGGGAAAAACAUUUCUUGGAGAAGGAAGUUGACACCUACAGGCAAAUGUUUUUUGAGACCGAGCAACCUCUGCCCGACACGCCAGAUUCAAAACCAUCUCGAGUUAAAGGAUCGCAAACACCACAACAGAUAACUGAAGCGUUGGAUGACAUGGAGACUGCAGAUGUCUCUUAUGGAUUUGAGAUCUUCACUAAUCAGAUGGACAGUCGUUUUCUUGCGCUUGGAAACAAAUCAGUGCUUCCUGGAGAUUACAAUAAUGCCGAUUCUCCAAAGCCAGGGGAGGUUAACAAUGAUGAGGAGAUCAAGGUGACUGGAGUAGACCAAAGUCCAGAGAGUGAUCAUUCAAUAAGUGAGGGACUUGAUGCCCAUCACGAGGUAGCCAAACUCCCGAUUGAUGUAGUAGUACCAAAAGAAACAGAGGAAGGCGCUUCAUUUCCAGAACCAAUAUCAAGAUCUAGCUACAACUCUGAUUCUAAGAAGCUUGGUGAGGACUUACACGACAUUGAUUGCCGUGUACAUGAUAUCUAUGUGGUGACUGAUGAAGAUAACAAAGUGCAACUAAAUGUUCCUUCUGACAAUGCCACUCGGGAUCUCAAACUGGACAGAUCACAAAGUGUUUCAGAUACAAGUUAUGCACUUUCACCGGCAUUUCCACCAGGACGGAGGAACAUAUCUCUCAACAUGCGCAGAAAUUCAAUGUCAGCUGUUGACUAUGAAAGACUGAAAAUAGAGAGUGAAGUUGGUUUCUUGAGAGGACGGUUGAGAGCUGUACAAAAGGGAAGAGAGAAGCUCAGUUUCUCUUCCAAAGAACAAAGCAAAUCGCAGGUGCAUCGUCUUGGAGACAAAACAAGCCGGUUUUGGGAAGCCAGAAGAUCCGCGCCUCUCGACUCUUCAAGCCAUUCUUCCACAAUUGUAAAAGCCAUGUCUACGACAUUGGACCUGCAUAGUGCUUAA
This is a messenger RNA of Arabis nemorensis, 1968 nucleotides long. The record is from the annotation of a GenBank genome assembly. Lineage: Eukaryota; Viridiplantae; Streptophyta; Magnoliopsida; Brassicales; Brassicaceae.